Molecule: messenger RNA, 864 nt
Organism: Diplodia corticola
Lineage: Eukaryota; Fungi; Ascomycota; Dothideomycetes; Botryosphaeriales; Botryosphaeriaceae
Product: bys1 family protein
Exons: 1
Coding region: 1-864 (287 amino acids)
Source: RefSeq, a predicted model, not a curated record
AUGCAGACCAUCACUGUCUCUGCGGCCCUGCUCGCCGCCCUUCCCUCGGUCAUGGCCGUCGGCAAGGCCGUCGUCGUCAACAACUGUGACGAGGCCGUCAACGUCUGGACUGCUGACACUGAGCGUGGCCAGCUCGGCCCCGAGUCCCUCAAGGCCGGUGGUACGUGGUCUGAGGAGUACCACAUGGUCGGUGAUGGCAGCUCCACCAAUGGUGGUGUUUCCAUCAAGCUCAGCACCACCGACUCCUGCGAGGGUGCCAUCACUCAGUACGAGUACACCUACAGCUCCUCGGGCGACCCCGACCUCUGGUACGACAUCUCCAACGUCAACUGCAAGGGCGAUGCCUGCCCCUUCUACACUGGCGGCUUCUACCUCGAUGCCUCGACUCCGGUCGACUGCGGUCCCCUGACGGCCCUCUGCGACGCCGUCUACAACCUCUGGAACGACGACAAGGCCACGCACGGCACCGAAUCCACCAGCGACACGACCCUCUACCUCUGCGGCAAGGACGGCGACUCCUCGUCCAUCGAGGUGUCGACCGAGUCGGCUUCGUCGACUGUGUACUCGUCGUCGUACGCCACCAGCAUCGCCGUCACCCCCACCUCCAGCUACGUCGCUCCCUCGUCGACGCAGACGCCCACGACUCUUGUGACUUCCACCCCGGCCGCGCAGGUGCAGAUUGAGAGCUUCGUCGGCGGCGACGUGAAGGAGGAGGCGGUGGAGGAGGGCGGUAACAUUGUCACCGAGAUCGUCACCCAGUACGCCACUGCCGUCGUCACCGAGUACGCCAAGCGCACGGCGGCGCCUCACGCGCACCACAGGCGCGAGCACCACCACCACGGCCACCCCCACUACCGCAAGUAG